Molecule: messenger RNA, 3310 nt
Organism: Naegleria gruberi
Lineage: Eukaryota; Heterolobosea; Eutetramitea; Acrasida; Naegleriidae
Product: rRNA (uridine-2'-O-)-methyltransferase
Exons: 1
Coding region: 47-2518 (823 amino acids)
Biological process (GO): maturation of 5.8S rRNA from tricistronic rRNA transcript (SSU-rRNA, 5.8S rRNA, LSU-rRNA); maturation of LSU-rRNA from tricistronic rRNA transcript (SSU-rRNA, 5.8S rRNA, LSU-rRNA); rRNA methylation
Cellular component (GO): nucleolus; preribosome, large subunit precursor; nucleus
Molecular function (GO): rRNA (guanine) methyltransferase activity; rRNA (uridine-2'-O-ribose)-methyltransferase activity
Source: RefSeq, a predicted model, not a curated record
CUCCAUUGUUCGUUAAUUAAAGUCUCUUUUAAACUCGGAGUAAAGAAUGGUCAAGAAAACAAAAUUAAAUAAUGAGCGUUUGGAUAAAUAUUAUCAUAUGGCCAAAGAGCAGGGAUAUCGUUCCCGUGCUGCUUUCAAAUUGGUACAAUUGAAUAAGAAGUAUGAUUUUUUAGGAACUGCUAGAGUAAUGUUGGAUCUGUGUGCUGCUCCUGGAGGUUGGCUUCAAGUAGCUAAAAAGUUUAUGCCUGUCAACUCUACACUUGUUGGUGUUGAUCUUUGCCCUAUUAAAGCUAUUCCACACGUAACAACAAUUCAAGGAGAUAUCACAACUAAAAAGACAAUGACAAUGGUUAAAAACGUUUUGAGAGGACAAAAGUGUGAUGUUGUUCUUCACGAUGGUGCUCCAAACGUUGGUGCUAACUGGCUCAAAGAUGCCUUCUCACAAAGUGAAUUGUGUUUGUUUGCUUUAAAGAUGGCUACUGAAUUUUUGAAACCUGAAGGAUUGUUUAUUACCAAAGUCUUUCGUUCUAAAGAUUAUACAUCAUUAAUGUGGGUUUUGAAUCAAUUCUUUACAAAAGUAGAAGCAACUAAACCAAAAGCUUCAAGAGAUGCUUCUGCAGAAAUUUUCGUAGUAUGUUUUGGAUACAAAGCUCCAAAAGAAAUUGAUCCAAAAUUAUUUGAUGCUUCUUUAGUUUUCGAGGAUGUUGAAUCACAAAAGAAGAAAUUGAGACUUUCAUUCAAGGACUUAGCUCAACAACAAAAGAAACCAAACAGAGAAGGUUAUGAAGAAGGUAUGACUUUGCUCUAUAAGAAACGUAGUAUUGCAGAAUUCGUUGAAAGUGAUCAACCAAUCAAGUUUUUGGUUGACUAUAACGAACUUGAAUUUGAUGAAGCAUCACAAAUUUAUCUCAAUCACCCACUUACAACAAAAGAUAUAAUUGAAGCUUGUGAAGAUUUACGUGUUUUGGGUAAACCAGAUUUCAGAAUGUUGCUCAAAUGGAGAAAGAAUAUGAAGGAUUACAAGGAUGAAUUGGAUGCUGAUAACGAUGAAGAUAUUAUUGAACAAGAUGAAGAAGAUGAAGUUAUGGAACCAAUCCACGAAGAUAACGAAUUAUCAACAGGUAUUUCCAAUGAAAUGGAUAUUCCAUCUGAUGAAGAAGAAUUAGACGGAGAAUUGAAGGAAUUGAAGAAUAAGCAAACCAAAAUUGAAAAGAAGAAGGAAAAGAAGGUUAGAGAAAAGCAAAAGAAGCUUGCUAUCAAGGCUGCUGUUGAAAGACAAGAAGAUAUGCUCGAUACCAUUGAUGAUGGUUCUCUUUUCCGUAUGAAUGAUAUUUCAAGUAAGGAUAUGUUGGAUGCUGUUCUAGAUCCAUCACUUACCAGUAAAGUUUAUAAUGAAUAUUUGGAAAAGAAGGAAAAGACAAAGGAACAAUUAAAGAAGCAAAAGGAAGCCAUGGGUAGAAUUGAACUCGAUGAAGAAGAAGAAGAUGAUAUUUUGGAAGCUGAACUUGAUGCUUUAUAUCAACAACUCAUGGAUAAGAAGACAAGAAGAUUCAAGGCUAACAUUUUACAAACAAGAGACCUCAGAGAUCAAACUAAGAGUGAACUCUAUGAUGCCAUUCAAUAUGAAGAAGAAAAAUAUGGCGCUCCAAAUACUAAUCCACUUUUAAUUGAACAUAAGGAAUUGGGAUCCAAACAAACCAAAGCUAAUCAAUUCUUUGACCAACAAAAUAUUUUCAGCGUUUUGAUGGAAGAACAAACUGGUAACAGUGACGAUGAAGAUGAAAACGGUACUAGAACUAAGAGACGUAAACUUGGUAGAUUGGACAAUAUUACUGAAGAAGAAUUGGCUCAAGACUCAUCAGAUUCUGAAUCAGAAGGUGAAGAAGACGAUGAUGAUGGUGAUGCCAUUUCUGAAUUCAAGAGAAAAGCCAGUGAAGGUAAGAAACAAGAUGUUGGUGGAUUUGAAGUCAUGCCAAAGGAAAUGAAUGAUCCAGAAGUUAGAGCUACUGCUCUUGCUUUGGGUAAGAAGCUUUUGAGAAAGAAGGAACGUAGAGAAUUUAUUGAUAGUGCAUUCCAUAGAUAUGCUUUCAAUGAUGAAGAUGUUCCAGAUUGGUUAGCUGACGAUGAAGCCAAAUCAUAUAGAAAACAAGACCCAAUAACGAGAGAAGAAGCUGACGAAAUUAAACGAAAGAUGGCCGAAAUUGAUGCCAAGCCAAUUAAGGCUGUUCUUGAAGCUAAGAUUAGAAGAAAGAUCAGAGCCCAAAAGAAGAUCAAGAUGGUAAAGGAAAAGGCUGAUGUUAUUGCACAAAGUCAAGAAAUGACUCCACAAGAAAAGUCUAAGGAACUGAUGAAACUUUACAAGGAUGCCUCAGUGAAGACUCAAAGAAAGAAGGUCUACGUUGUUGCUGGUGGUAAGAAGAUUAUUGGUAAGAAGGCACCUGGCUCUAUUAUGAAGUUUGUAGAUAAUCGUACAAAGAAGGAUAAGAGAGCUACCGAUGCAAAGAAGAGAAAGAGAUAAUUUAUAUAAAAUACUUGUAAAUUUAAAAUGUUAAAAGAUCUCCAACAAUUUGAGCAGGACUUUCUACUUCUUCUUGUUCUUCCUUUGAAUUGAUAUCAACCAAUCCCAAGACUAAAUUGAUAGCUUUUUGUCUUUCACUAUCUUUAAAGUUGUUUAGGAAGUAUCGUUUAACAGAGUUGAAACCGUCGUUCAUUAAACCUUGUGCACUCUUUUGGAAUUUGAGAGCUUCAGUACCACUGUAUAAAACUGAAACUCUGUCACCAUUAUUAAUCCAGAAUGUUCUGAAUGUUUGAUCAAAAGCAGGAUAGUUUUCCAUCUUGUCAUCUCUUGAUUUAGUGAUACCCAUUCUGUACAAUUGUUCCAUCAUCAUGUAUUUAGCAAUAAAGGUUUCAAUAUAAUUGGUUCUGUCACAACAGUCAAUACAAUUGACACGGAAAACACCAUUUUGAAGUUCAUAUACUUUUACAUCCAUAGAGCUAUUUGAACUCAUAGCAAAUGGAUCAUCAAAUGAGGCAACAUUUGGAUUAGAAGUAUUGCCAAAUGAUUCUCCAAAAUCUAACAAGUUUGACUUUUGAGCUGCUGGUUGUUGAACAGGAACAGGUUGUUGUUGUUGAGCAAAGUUUGAUCCAAAAUCGUCAUCAAAUCCAGAUGUUGAACUAUUGGAUGGUGUUGUUUCAUCAUCCCAAGGGGUUGAAAGUAAAGGAGUGGAGUAUGUUCUACCUAAGAAUGUGAAAGCCUUUCCAUCAUCUGGUAACCACAUUCCUUCUUCCUUACUUUCUUGAAGUCUACAUG